GCGCGUGUGUGUCUGUGCUUCUUUAGCGCAGUGAGGAGCUGCACAGUGUGUGUUCGUGCGUGAGUUUUGAACGGCACAGCGCGGCGCCAGAGCCGAAACGCGGAGAAGAGCACUGCUCAGUGAUCCUUCCUUAUAACCAAGUGUGACGGGCCGUAAGGAAGAGUGGUUCAAUCGCCGUCUGUAACUUUCGUUGGCAGUGACUAUUUCAAUUGAUUUAUUUCACUGGCACCAGACAAGCUUGUUUCUGCGAGAUGGAAUGCAACUAGUAAAUUUCUAAUUUCGUAAUCUCGUCAGCAGUUCGCCAUCGUCUCAACAGGUCAAGCUGCAGAUCAGAGGUCGGGGCGCGAUGAGGCUGGUGCGCCGGGUGGCGGCGGCGGUGCUGCUAACCACGCUGCUGGCGGCCGUGACCCAGGCUGACCUCGGUGACCUCAAUGAUCGGCUCGAGGCCGUCAUGAAGAAGCAGCGUCAGAUCGAGGACGUGGUCAGCCGGAGUCGAGCCGUCGGCCGCGGCAUCAACUUCUACGACGUCGCCAGGACAGUGGCCGGGCCCAACUACACCCAGCUGAUGCUGGAGACCAUCGAGGACGUGAACGCGCUGGACGAGCUGGAGCUGAUGCGUCUGAUCAAGCUGCACCAGGUGCUGACGCCGCCCCGGGACCAGCUCAUCAUCCAGCCGGAGCACGCGUGGAACACGGCCGAGCCCGAGUACAGUCCGGCCCAGAUGAGGGGCAUCUUCGACUUCCUAACGCCGCCGCCGCUCGUGAUCCCGCAGAAGUGCAGUUACAGGGGCUCGCAGUACGACUGCGGCGUCAGCGUGGGCUGCGUGCUGCGCGGCAGGAAGGCCAUCGACCUGUGCGACGGCGGCAUGGUCUGGAGCUGCUGCGUGCCCAGAGACGUGGCCGACAAAGACUACGCCGCCGAGGCCACCGUGUCUAACGCCGGUGCCAACAUCUCGAACACAUCUAUUGCUCUUGAUACAGCCGGUCUUGGUCCCCUAUCGUCUGACUUACCGACUAACUUUGACGCUUCCCACGCGACUGGCCCGUCCCCUGACCUGGCCGCGGCCGGCUCGGCGCCCCGUCCCCAGGUCACCACCAUGCGCGCGCUCACCCUGCCCUCCUACUACGGUCACCACGGCCGGCCCGAGCGGCCCGAGCGGCCCAGCCGGCCGUACCGCACGCCGCGGCCGCACCCCGUCUCCAUCAUCCCCAUCCUCGACGAGCCCAACCCCGAGACCAACCACGUCGGCGGCCACGCGGACGGCGACGUGCCCAGCUUCGGGCCCGUGUUCGAUAACCGUCCGUUCGUGGUGCUCCGGCCGCUGCGGCCCGGCACGGGGUACGUGUCGGGCUCUGGCCGUCCCCCCGUCCGGCCAGCGCGGCCCUCCCGCCCGCUGGCCGGCCUGCCCCCGCCGAGCCGGCCCGGUCUCCGACCCGACCCCGACGCGGACAGUAACCAUGUAGACCGGCCGCAGCGCCCGCUCCGGCCCAGUUCGAGCUCGGCAGACGCCAAGUGCGGUCAGGUGUACAGUCGCACCAACCGAAUCGUCGGAGGUCACGACUCGUCGUUCGGCUCGCACCCCUGGCAGGCUGCACUUAUCAAAGAAGGCUUCUUCUCCAAGAGGAUUGCUUGCGGCGGUGCCCUGGUCAACAAACGAUGGGUGGUCACCGCGGCCCAUUGCGUUUACAGAGCCGACAUAUCGAGUAUGAAGAUCCGUCUGGGCGAGUACAACGUCCGAGAGUACUCUGAGCGCUAUCCGCACGAGGACUACUCGCUGGAGCGGAAAGUGGUGCAUCCCAAAUACAACCCGUCCAACUUCGAGAACGACCUGUCCAUGGUGAAGCUGAGCAAGGACGUGGUGUUUAAGGAGCACAUCGUGCCCGUCUGUCUGCCCAACACAGACGAGUCCUUUGUCGGCGACACGGCCACCGCCAUCGGCUGGGGACGCACCGCGCAUGGUGUGGCGUCCACGCCGAACGUGCUUCAGGAGGUGGACGUGGUGGUCAUUGACCAGCAGACCUGCCAGAACUGGUACAAGGGCGCCGGCCGACGCGAGGUCAUCCACAAGGUGUUCCUCUGCGCCGGCUACAAGGACGGAGGACGCGACAGCUGUCAGGGUGACAGCGGCGGCCCGCUGACACUAUACAAGGGAGGCCGGCGGACCCUGAUCGGUCUGGUGAGCUGGGGAAUCGGCUGCGCGCGCGCCGGACUGCCAGGAGUCUACACCAACAUCGCCAAGUUCAUGCCCUGGAUCAACAACUACAUCAACACGUAGGCGGGCGGCGGACAGCGCGACGUGAAGGUGCCAUAACCAGCGCCGGUCGUGAGGAGCCCCGCACGCGGGGCGCUACCAGCACUGGAAGGCGAAUGUGUGGUGCAGCUGCAGCGACACCUAUGGCAGUGAGCUGAACGACAGCUGUACGCUAUCGCCGCUGUGAGCGCUGGCGCUGUUCAAGGCU
Messenger RNA from Amphibalanus amphitrite, 2459 nucleotides. Its product is annotated as serine proteinase stubble-like. The coding region runs from base 347 to 2275 and encodes 642 amino acids. Gene Ontology annotation, biological process: proteolysis. Gene Ontology annotation, molecular function: serine-type endopeptidase activity. The record is from RefSeq and is a predicted model, not a curated record. The transcript has 11 exons. Lineage: Eukaryota; Metazoa; Arthropoda; Thecostraca; Balanomorpha; Balanidae.